This is a messenger RNA of Haliotis rufescens (red abalone), 4945 nucleotides long. Its product is annotated as actin-histidine N-methyltransferase-like. The record is from RefSeq and is a predicted model, not a curated record. Gene Ontology annotation, biological process: actin modification; peptidyl-lysine trimethylation; positive regulation of transcription by RNA polymerase II. The coding region runs from base 163 to 1701 and encodes 512 amino acids. Gene Ontology annotation, molecular function: protein-L-histidine N-tele-methyltransferase activity; transcription coactivator activity; histone H3K4 methyltransferase activity. The transcript has 16 exons. Lineage: Eukaryota; Metazoa; Mollusca; Gastropoda; Lepetellida; Haliotidae.
AGAGAAAUAUCAUUCAAGAAAUUUGAUAGCUACCGUUGUGCACACAAACUGAUGACGUGUUGUGGUGUUCACAUGUCAAGUCCUUCUGAGGAAAUCGGCUUGUAAACUUCAGAAGGGUUGUCUGCAGUCAGGUAUUCAUUGACAGAAGUAGUAAACAACAAAAUGGGGAAGAAAAGCAGAAAAGGGGGUGGUGGAAAGCAGACAGCCAAAGAGAAUGCAGCCAGCACAGAGGGAGCCAGUCAAACCCAAGCCCUGCCCAAAGCAGCCAAGAGAGAUGUCACAGAGCUUGUGAACCAGCUUCUUGAUAUCUGCUCCAAGCCACCAGCCACGGGGUCGAAGGAGUGGGACGACUACCCAGAAAUACAUGGACUUGUCGAGAAAAUCAGAAAAAUACAAUCAGCCAUAGCCCCAACAGAAAAGAACCGAGACCAGUGUUUCCCAGCAUUCCUGGAAUGGUUAACCAACAAUGGCGUGGACACAACGUCGGCAGAGAUUGUGCAAUAUCGAGAUUUGGGACAUGGACUGAAAGCAAAGAGAGAUCUCAAGGAGUCGGAGCUGUUCCUGUCUAUCCCGAGGAAGCUGAUGUUGACGGUGGAUUCAGCCAAGAAAUCUGCCCUUGGAAACCUGAUCAGCGAGGACAAGAUUCUCCAGGCUAUGCCCAACAUCACUCUAGCUCUGCACCUGCUGUGUGAGAAGUGGACGCCAGACUCACUGUGGAAGCCGUACAUAGACAUCAUGCCGACAAGUUACACGACUCCACUGUACUUCAGCCAGGAUGAAAUCCAGCAUUUCAAGGGCUCCCCAGCAUUGGGGGAUUCCCUCAACCAGUACCGCAACAUUUCCCGACAAUACGCAUACUUCUAUCGGCUGCUACAGAAAAACCCAAAAGCUAGUAAUCUACCUAUAAAAGACUGCUUCACAUUUGAUGAAUAUAGGUGGGCAGUAUCUACUGUGAUGACAAGGCAGAACCAGAUACCUACGAAGGAUGGAUCUCAGGCAACGUUUGGUCUCAUCCCCUACUGGGACAUGUGCAAUCACUCUAAUGGCUACUUCACAGCCGACUACAGUGUGGAGAAGGACUGUAGUGAAUGCUACACUCUGAGGGAGUUCAAAGCCGAAGAACAGAUCUUCAUUUUCUAUGGUGCUCGAUCCAAUGCAGAGUUCCUUGUUCACAAUGGAUUUGUGUACCCAGAGAAUGAACAUGAUCGCCUGUGUCUGAAAUUAGGUAUCAGCAAGGGGGACCCUCUUUUCGCAGCCAAGGCUGAAGUCCUCAGCCGGAUUGGGCUGCAGCCGUCCAGAGCGUUCUUCCUACAUGUGGGUGAUAACCCUGUUGAUGGAGAUCUGCUGGCAUUCCUUAGAGUCUUCAACAUGGAAGAAGGUCCUCUGAAGUCCAAGUUCAGCAGUGACACGAGUCAGGAGGGAUUGGAACAGCUGAAGGACCUCGAGGCGCCCGUGACAGAGGAGAAUGAACAGAAGGUGUGGACCUUCCUGCAGACCAGGGCGGCCCUCUUGCUCAAAGCCUACCCAACCACACUUGAGGCUGAUGAGGAGCAGUUGAAGAAAUCGGACUUGUCCCCGGCACUGCUUCUCGCUCUCCAACUCAGGACUUGUGAGAAGAAGAUUCUGCAGACCACAGUGGACUAUGCCGCACAGAGGAAGGCCGGCAGUCAGCAGGAGCAGCAGCAGCAGAACGGGAGCUAGCAGGGUGUUUCACGCUGCCACUGUGUGCCUCGGACAUGUGAGAUGGACGUGGGCCAUAUGGACCAUGCAGGACGAGACUUGGAUCGUAUGGACCAUGCAGGACAAGACUUGGAUCGUAUGGACCAUGAAGGACAAGACUUGGAUCGUAUGGACCAUGAAGGACAAGACUUGGAUCGUAUGGACCAUGAAGGACAAGACUUGGAUCGUAUGGACCAUGAAGGACAUGCACUGUGCAUUGUGGAGAGUUCAUAAGAGUUGGGAAGAUGGGUAUCAAGUGCAUUUGUGUAUCAACAUGGAGCACGAUAAGAUAAGCAAGAACACACCAGUUUUCCCGUGGAUUCAUGGUAUCAGGAUUUGUCGUGACCAUAUCAUUUCAUAAAAUGUUUGAAUAUAUUUAUUUCAUGAUAAACACGUUGAGGAGUGUCUGAAACCUGGCGCUAGCCCUCCUCCUGUGCAGUCAGUACACAGUUUUUACUGGACAGAAAACACGAACAAUGUUAGCAUUGCUGGGGUUAACCAAGACUGAAAUAGGUUUGUUUCCUUUAGGCACUUGAUAAAUCGGCCAUGGCACCCCUGGCCUCACUAGCGUCAUAAACCUUGCUGGACAAAUACUGCCAUUAUUAAUCCAGGCUUGAGCAUAGGGGCCACUAUUUCCAACAGACACAUCCAUUAGGGGAGCCAGGUUAGAAGAGGGCCCCAGGCGGAGACUAAAUUGGAUAAAAUGUUCAGAUUCUGUGACUUGGUUGGUUUUUAAGGAAUUAACAGGGCCCAAGGAUAUAUACUACUAAAAAGAAGUUAAAGAACAUGAUUUUAUCCUAUGACUGGAGUGAACUCUCAUGGCUGGUGGGUAUUGCAACACACAGCCUUCCACUUGUGGGUGUUCCUUAACUUGUUUUGAGUAGUAUAUGUGGUUGUAAUGUUAUUUUCUAGAUUAUCAACAUGGGAGUGAGCAAUAGUAGUGUAUAUGACGUUUCUUCUUAUUAUUAUGAUCCAAGUUGAGCUGGGUUCCAAGUCUUAACAUAUUUUGUAGAAAAUCCAGUGAUGAAAUAUCUCAUGUGUCUUGUCUUCAUUUGUUUGUACAUUUUAGUUUUUAGAUCUGCAAUUACAAACAUCUUGUCCAGCUCAUUUUGAUUUCAUGCAGUGGUAUCUUUGCUAUGUUUUUCAGCCAAACAUCAUAUUGUUGUGUUGUGUAUUUCAUUUGUUGUUUGAUUAUUUAUUAUGUUGAGUUUCGGGAUGAAAACCACUUCUGUAGUUUAGAAAUAACUUGUAAACCAAAAAGUGACAUCUACGUUUCUAGUGGCUUAGUUUCAAUGCUGUAAGAACAUCAUUAAAAUGUAAGAAAAACACAAGCUCUAUGAGACAUAAUCAUUGCAAUGUACAGAAAGUAUGUUGCCAAAUACACCCAUAAGCAUAAGGGCAGGAAGAUCAAAUGAAAAUACUUUCCAAUAUUAGCACAUCCAUUUUAAUGCUUCUCAGGGCCGGUUGGGUAGCCUAGUGGUUAAAGCUUCGCUCGUCACGUCGAGGGCCCGGGAUCGAUUCCCAACAUGGGUACAAUGUGUGAAACCCAAUUCCGGUGUUCCCCGCCGUGAUAUUGCUGGAAUAUUGCUAAAAGCGGUGUAAAACCAAACUCACUCACUCACUCACACUAAUACUUCUGAACAUAUUGAUCAGUUGAAGCAAUGUGACAUCACACUGCUUCAUUGGUGAGAACCAUAAUGUAUAUACAUCCAUUGUUGGUGAGCUCACAAAUUCCAUGACUGUCACAAAGUUUUCUGUAGGGUUAAUUUUCCAUAUACUUUCUUCAUAAUUUCAUUCUUAAAAUUGCAAUCAGUAACAUAUGGAAUAACCAACUCUGAACUAGGAAUUAUCCAUUGUCUUGAAUGAAAGCUAUUAGACAGUUGCCAAUGGGUCGCGGAUACACCAUUCAUUCACUCUGAAGAAACGAUCCAUGACUUGUCGUACCUCAUAGGUAAGUCACCUCUUAAGAAGAAGCCAAAGUGGUUACAUUUGCAAUUUGUAGCUGUUAUAAAGAACAUGAAAACCAUCCUGAGUGGAACAGACGACUAUUUCAGGUAUGUCUAUGGUUUCAAGGCCCCUCAAAUACAGUUUGAGCCUGUUAAUACUGUCCUACAUUAUUGCCAAUGUAGUUAAAAUACCCCUCAAAAAAGAUUAUUUUCCCCAGUGCUUUUGCUCCAGAGGCUAGCUUGUCAUGUUGGUGUCAUGUUGAGGGUGUUACCGUAUUUAACCUUAUACAUGUCAGAUCAAAUAGAACUUUCUUUUUUGUGGGGUAGUGCUGUAGUGCUUAUGUCAUGUAUGUAUGGUCAUUUAUUGUGUUGAAUAUUGUAGAGGUCAUGAUAUGCCUAUGUCAUGUUUUGCUACAUAUUGCAAUGCUUAGAUCAGAUUGUUAUUUUUAAAGAGAUUUUUAAAUGUUACAUUUGACCAGGCUGACAUGAGGUCAUUAGUGUUUAAGUUGCAUUACUGAUUACUUUAUGCUUGUUCUUAUAGUACCGGGUAUAAUGCAAGCACCUUUGGUGUUAGGUAUGUGAUAGGUAAGCAAACACUAUCUGUCAGGAUUCCUGCAAAACCUGGUUAAUAGAACCUUUUGAAAAUUGAUACAGAAUUGAAAAAUUAGAAGAUAAACCUCAUGUGUUUUCAAUUUAUAUGUUUUGAAUGUAGAUUCAAUAUCUGUAAAUUUCAUAUCUAUGCGGUUUCAAAAUUUUCAACCAUUGAAUCAAAGUUUAAAAUCCAUCAAGUUGUCCCUGUGAUAUUGCCACACAGGCUGUAAAUAAUGUAGAAACUGCAACAUAUUUUGCUUCGUUUAAGAAGUAAGAUCAGUAUUUGAAGCUGUUAAUCGGGCAGGUUUGUGAAAGAAGUGCUUCUGAAUAAAUAUUUUCUUUUGCAGUAAUGCAGCAGAAUCAUGCUAAAUUCGAUAUUUCUGGCAGACCAAUCAGAAUACAGGAUUCUACAAUGUGAUGGUAGACUAUGAAUUGAUACAUUGGUAGGCAUGUCAUGUGUCUUACGAUUAGGUGUAAAUUGACAUACAUCGGUGAAUUGUGACACACUUGUUAAUGUGUACUUGAGAUGCUGGCUACCUCAGCUGAAACACUACUCAGUAUGCUAGUUUCAUCACCACCUGAACUGCUGUGCAGGGAGUGUUUAUUGUUCUCAUAUGUAAUAUGUGCAUAGCAACAGAAAAUGUUACAUAUCUUUCUCCAUAAAAAUAAUAAAAAAGAUACUAUACAGA